AAUAGCUUUCGCUCGUCAAGGUUCUUGCACUCUUCAAGCAAUCCAGUGACAUUCAUGUUGGGGCUCGCGGUGGGCGAGUACAAGCGCGCCACCGACUUCUUCCUGGAUUGGCUGCGGCGUGCAGGUGGUGACAACCAUCAUGCCGGCAAGCGAGUGCAGGCGAUCAACGACGUGGUGAAGGAGAUCGCAAGUGAUCCGUCGACGCUCACCCCCGAACUACUUGAAGAGUUACACACGGCUCUCGAUGCUUGCCAAUACUCUAUCAUGUUGAGAGAAUGUGUGGCCGCGGUUUACCCAGAAGAGGACGAGCGCCAAGUGGGCCACCAGCAUUUUCUGAAAUCACUGCGAAGAUGGUAUUCAAUGCUUCAAGGGAUUGAAGUGGGGAUUCCUCCAGAGCUCGACGAUGACGAGGACCAUUGGGGAUACCAACGUUUCUUAAACUUACUACAGAACCGGCAUUCUACAGCUCGAGAAGUGAAAGUAAAGACACAUCCGAAGUGGGUGAACAUGCAGUUGGAGAACUCGAAUUGUUAUGAAGUCCUGCAUGGUGAUGUGGACUAUAUUUCAGACGAGGAGGACUUUGCUGCGGAGAAAGGGACUUCGAAGACUGCCGAUGUGAAAAGAGAGCGGCUUUUUGGGAAGGCCUUUGCGGUGAAGAAAGGGGCCUCAAAAACAGUCAAGGUGAACAGAAAGCGUGUAUUGAAGAAGACCAUUGCGAACGAGCCGAGUGUGAUUUUGGGGCAUGGUCAACAUAUUCCACCGGGUUCUGAUUUCCGCGGAAUAAAGACAUUCAGCGAAUUGACAAUUUCGCUGAAAUUGCUGCUGGACACGAUGGUUACGACCCAUUAUCCGGUAAACUGCACUGCAAAUAGUAGUCUACAGAAGUGGAUUGGAGACUUGUGGGCAGGCCAUCUUGGGAGAUUACCUCGUUUUCAUGCGCUCAUCGCUCUCGUUCUAAUGUUUCUUCUGCUGAGUGAGCGAUUAGUCCACGUGUGCUACUCCUAGGAACCAAAGCUGUACCGGUAAAGACCGCAUGCUUAUACCUGCGCCUACUACAUGCCGCCGCGGCUGAUGUCGACAAGACGUCUGAGUUAACUGUAAAGAGAUCCGGGGAGUAUAGUUCGACGCAAGUCAACAUCGCUUUUUACCAACUGGAAGACCCCAGUGUUUCUGCCGCUCAUCAAAUUGACACAGUGGAAAACAUUUGCAAAAAUGUUAAAUGAGAUUCGGUGGCUUGCUUCAAUACGUGCAGAUCCUAUAUCUUGUCAUAUUCUAUCUCACUGAAACUUCUAUUAGGGGGGGUCGAACCUUCAAAAAUAAUCCAAAUUUGUGAG
Molecule: messenger RNA, 1334 nt
Organism: Phytophthora nicotianae INRA-310
Lineage: Eukaryota; Oomycota; Peronosporomycetes; Peronosporales; Peronosporaceae
Exons: 1
Coding region: 55-1005 (316 amino acids)
Source: RefSeq, a predicted model, not a curated record